This is a messenger RNA of Botrytis fragariae, 921 nucleotides long. Its product is annotated as putative synaptobrevin protein. Bases 163 to 531 code for a protein of 122 amino acids. The record is from RefSeq and is a predicted model, not a curated record. Gene Ontology annotation, molecular function: syntaxin binding; SNAP receptor activity. Gene Ontology annotation, biological process: vesicle fusion; vesicle-mediated transport. Gene Ontology annotation, cellular component: plasma membrane; SNARE complex. NCBI's taxonomy places the organism in Eukaryota, Fungi, Ascomycota, Leotiomycetes, Helotiales, Sclerotiniaceae. The transcript is spliced from 4 exons.
UUCCUCCAUCUCUAACAAAACAAUAACAACAAAUACCUACGCAACUCGAUUUAUUUACGACACGAACUCUUGCUGAGCCAUUUAUCAUUUCAAUAACAGCGAAAGUAAAUUUUACGACCUCUCGACGAUCAAAUUAAUACCUCUACCCACAAACACAUCACAAUGGCGGACCACCGAGAACCUCAAUAUGAUCCUUAUAUCCCCAGCGGAGGAGCUGCUGGUGCAGGUGCAGGAUCCCAACAAGCAGGAGGUAACCAGAGGACGGCGGCAUUACAAGCUACUAUCGAUGAUACCGUUGGUGUAAUGCGCGAGAACAUCAACAAGGUCUCGGAACGUGGUGCCCAUUUAGAUUCCCUUCAAGACAAAACCGAUAGUCUCGCAGUUUCAGCGCAAGGUUUCCGUCGUGGAGCUAACAGAGUCCGCAAACAAAUGUGGUGGAAGGAUAUGAAGAUGAGGAUGUGCUUGAUUGCAGGCAUUAUCAUCUUAAUCAUUAUCAUCGUAGUUCCUGCUGUUGUUGCUACCAAGCAUUAAAUUAAGCACGAACGAAGAAUGGGAAAACGGACUUGCAUGACGGCAUACUUGGGUACAGAGAUUAUGAAAGAAAAGAUACAUGAAUGUUUGUACGGACUUUCAUGGAACGAAACACUUGACACCAGAUCCUUCUGGGCUUUUGCAUGGGGGAUCUGCAAAGCUAGGAGGGCAACGAAGGGGCUUUUAACGAUUCAGGAGUUGAGAUUUUUGAGAUUUUUUACAUGAUCGGUUCUUCCUCUUUUUUCAUGAAGGCGUCACUUUGAUAUCGUUUGACUUGAUGAGCCUCUAAUCCAUUUCUUAUGAUCUAACUUGGUUUGGCUUCUGGUCGACGAUCUUCAAUCAGACUACGAACUUGAACAUGGAUGAAUGGGUUAUUCAGCUCGAAAGGGG